Messenger RNA from Oryza sativa Japonica Group (Japanese rice), 1021 nucleotides. RefSeq lists its product as uncharacterized. Lineage: Eukaryota; Viridiplantae; Streptophyta; Magnoliopsida; Poales; Poaceae. The record is from RefSeq and is a predicted model, not a curated record.
UGAACUCAUGUGCCCUUAGGACAAGGCACAUGUCUCUGAACCUCCUGAACCCUCUUGCUGUCUCAUCCAUGCAAAGUACAGUUCAGUUCAGUUCAGUUCAGUAAUCUGCUACACAUCUGAAACUGAUUAGUGAUUUCUUGUCUCCUGAUCAUCUGUAGUCUGUAGAACAAUCCUGUUUUCUAUUCUAUUUUGUUUGUUGCAUUUGGCAUCAUCAUCUGGAAGAGAGAGUUAUCUCCAGCUUAAUUAAUUUGAUCGGUCUAGCCAUGAAGAAGAUGAGGAAGGUGGCCGAGUUCUUGAGGAAGGCGGUGGUGGCGCUGAGGGGGAAGGCCAGCGUGCUCAGGGCGAGGCUCCUCUUCCUCGCCUCGCUCCGCCGCAGGACGGCGGUGGUCGGAGCCAUCUCGCACCACCUUCGCGCGCUCAUGCCGGGCAACGCUCCGGCGCCGGCGCCGGACGGCGGCCGCCUCCCAGCGGCGGAGGACGACGACGAGCAGAUGGCGCUCGACGACGUCGCUGGCCUCUCCGAGCUGGCCACCUUGUUCCAAGAAGUCGACGACGACGACGACGGCGCGCGCUACCCCGACUGGACACACUCGAUGUUCGACGACGACGACGACGGCGAGGGCGGCGGCGAGGAGGCCGUGUCGGUGAUGGAGGUGAUCAGGAGGCGGCGGGAGGGGGACGGGGAGGAGUUCGACAUGGAGGAGGAGAUCGACCACGCCGCCGACAUGUUCAUACGGCGAGUCCGCCACCGCAUGGCCGCCAACCGCCGGAGCUUUUAGUUAACCCGUCGGUGAUGGUGGAUUAGUCCAUUAAUUAUUAAUUACCCUGAAGAUUUAUCAUGUCUGGAAUUAAUUUCAGCGUGUGAUAUUUUAGCUUUGAUUUGUUUUUUUUUUUGCUUCAGAUUGAAUUAAUUUGGCUGAGGCAAAUUGAUCAGUGGUGGGUCAUCUACCACUGGCUCUAAUCCCUGUUCUGAUCUUUUGUUCUUACAAGAAUAAUGCUUUCUAAUAGCGGAUUGCAAUCA